Pristis pectinata (smalltooth sawfish) is the source of this 1404-nucleotide messenger RNA. RefSeq names its product sprouty related EVH1 domain containing 3 (gene spred3). The coding region runs from base 193 to 1404 and encodes 403 amino acids. The transcript is spliced from 6 exons. The record is from RefSeq and is a predicted model, not a curated record. Gene Ontology annotation, molecular function: protein kinase binding. Gene Ontology annotation, cellular component: membrane. Lineage: Eukaryota; Metazoa; Chordata; Chondrichthyes; Rhinopristiformes; Pristidae. Gene Ontology annotation, biological process: multicellular organism development; negative regulation of MAPK cascade.
UUGAACUCUCUGCUCCCGGGGCGAGAAUCUGUCAGAUUCCGGCGGCGGAGGGAGCUGGAGAGAUUUUUAUAAUAUAAUUUUAAUUUGGGGGGGAAAAAAAACACACCCCUGGAGGAAAAUGGCUGCUGUUUGAUGGAGACUACACGAUGCUGGACUGGGAAAGGAUGAUGCACUAAUUUGCAACCACCGAACAUGGAUCAGGAUUAUGUGGUCCGAGUUCGAGCUGUAGUGAUGACCCGUGACGACUCCAGCGGAGGCUGGGUGCCCCUGGGUGGACCAGGUCUGAGCCACGUCACCAUCGCUCGGACGGUGCGGUCGGACACCAGUAGCCAGGGCAGCUUCCUGAUCCGCGGUGAGCGUCUCCGUGAUGAGGCGGUGAUCUUGGAAUGCCGGCUCAAGAGGGACCUUGUUUACAACAAGGUGAAUCCCAUCUUUCACCACUGGAAAGUGGACGACGACAAGUUCGGCCUCACGUUCCAGAGUCCUGCUGAUGCUGUCAACUUUGAGAGGAGCAUUCAGAGCGCCAUUGGGGAAAUGUCUGAAGGGUCUCUGACCUCCUCCUCCCCGAGUCAGGGUGAAGCUGACGCUGCGGAGGACGUGACUGCCACGCACACAGACAGCGAGUCGUCACCCAACAGCAGGAAGGAGAUGCUCCCGAAACACAUCACCAUAGUAACCAGCGAAUCAUCUUCGAGCUGCUACAUCAGAUCUCCAGUCUCUGACGAAUUCUGGCUCGGCCACACUGAGGCAGCCACGCCGCACUCCCAGGUCCCGGGCCGGACGCCCCGCCGGCAGCAGCAGGAGGAGGAGGAGGAGCUGGAGGCCGUCCACAAGGAGCUGUGGGUGGCCAAGGGCUACGAGGACUACCGGCGGGCCGGCCCGCCCGGCGGCCCGGACAAGCUGCAGCUGUGCGUGCACUUCGCCAAGGGCGAGGGGCGGGAGGCGGCGGCGGCGGGCGGAGGAGGCCCGACCCCGGCCUCGCCCUCGCCCUCGCCCUCGCCCGCCUGCCGGGUCCGCGGCCCCGCCUCGCCGCGGCUGAAGAAGGGCGAGGGGGAGGCGGCUCCCGCCCGCUGCGUCUACUGUCGCGACGUGUUCCGGGCGGCGGAGAACGGGCGAGGCCGCUGCCAGGACGCGCCCGACCCGGUGCGGCGCUGCGUGCACCAGGUCAGCUGCAUGUGGUGCGCCGAGAGCCUGCUCUACCACUGCAUGGCCGACUCGGAGGGCGACUACUCGGACCCCUGCUCCUGCGACCCCGGCAGCCGCCACUUCUGCGCCCGCUGGCUGGCGCUGGCCGCCCUCUCGCUGAUGGCGCCCUGCAUGUGCUGCUACCUGCCGCUGCAGGCCUGCCACCGCUGCGGCGAGCGCUGGGGCUGCUGCGGGGGCAAACACAAGGCGGUGCGCUGA